Indicator indicator is the source of this 1530-nucleotide messenger RNA. It is a transcript of the gene TMEM151B, whose product is annotated as transmembrane protein 151B. Bases 1 to 1530 code for a protein of 509 amino acids. Lineage: Eukaryota; Metazoa; Chordata; Aves; Piciformes; Indicatoridae. The transcript is spliced from 2 exons. The record is from RefSeq and is a predicted model, not a curated record.
AUGUCCCCCCCGGCCUCGGCGGCCGCCGCCAGCGAAGGAGGCAGCAGCACGCCCGUGCCUCCGGAGGAGGAGGCGGAGGGGGCCCGAGAGGAGCAGCGGCCCGUGAAACAGUCUCUCAGCAAGUCCCUGUGCCGAGAGUCACACUGGAAAUGCCUAUUGUUGUCCCUCCUCAUGUAUGGCUGCAUGGGAGCCAUGACCUGGUGCCAUGUCACCAAGGUGACUCGGCUGACCUUUGACAGUGCUUACAAGGGCAAGUCCAUGAUGUACCAUGACAGCCCCUGUUCCAACGGGUACGUCUACAUCCCCUUAGCCUUCCUGGUGAUGCUCUAUGUGGUGUACUUGGUGGAGUGCUGGCACUGCUACACCCGCAAUGAGCUGCAGUACAAAGUGGAUGUGGAGAGCGUGCAUGAGCGUGUGCAGCGGAUGCAACAAGCAACUCCCUGCAUCUGGUGGAAGGCCAUCAGCUACCACUAUGUCCGCAGGACCCGGCAGGUUACCCGCUACCGCAACGGCGAUGCCUACACCACCACCCAAGUAUAUCACGAGCGGGUCAACACCCACGUGGCAGAGGCCGAGUUUGAUUAUUCCAAUUGUGGAGUUAAAGACAUCUCCAAGGACCUCAUUGACUUGGAGAGCUACCCAGCCACACGGCUCCGCUUCACUAAGUGUUUUAGCUUUGCCAAUGUGGAGUCAGAGAACUCCUACCUGACCCAGCGGGCCCGCUUCUUCACAGAGAAUGAGGGCCUGGAUGACUACAUGGAGGCUAGGGAGGGGAUGCAUCUCAAAAAUGUGGACUUCAAGGAAUACAUGGUGGCCUUUUCUGACCCAGACAACCUGCCUUGGUAUGUAUCCCACUAUGUCUUCUGGGUGGCAGCUCUGCUGACGCUGUCCUGGCCACUGCGGGUGCUAAAUGAAUACCGCACCUCCUAUGUCCAUUACCACGUGGAGAAACUCUUUGGGUUUGACUAUGUGGCAGUGACGCCCGCCGAGGAGCGCACCUUCUGCCGGAGGAUGCCCCGCGUCAACACAGUGGACAGCACGGAGCUGGAGUGGCACAUCCGAUCUAACCAGCAGCUGGUGCCCAGCUACUCGGAGGCAGUCCUGAUGGACUUGGUGGGCCUGUCUGGCUGUACCAGCUACUCUGCUUGCCGGUACGGGGGCUAUCGGCAGAACUGUGAGAGGUGCCACAGGACUAUAAGCAGCUCUUCCAUCUUCUCCCGCAGUGCCCUGAGCAUCUGCAAUGGCAGCCCCAGGAUCCCAUUCAGCAGCAGCCGCUUCUCCCUGGGCCGCUUGUAUGGCUCUCGGCGCAGCUGCCUCUGGCAGAGCCGAAGCGGGAGCCUAAAUGAUCAGAGCUGCCCUACUGAGCAGACCCGUCUGUCCAGCCAGGUGACUGUGGAGGAGGAAGACCCCCCUCCUUACCAGGAUGCCCUCUACUUCCCCAUCCUCAUCGUGCACCGCAAUGAAGGCUGCCUGAACCAUGACCACCGUCACCUCCACCGCAAUGGGUCCUGUGUGGAGACCUCACUGUGA